Rhinichthys klamathensis goyatoka is the source of this 1411-nucleotide messenger RNA. It is a transcript of the gene npy7r, whose product is annotated as neuropeptide Y receptor Y7. The record is from RefSeq and is a predicted model, not a curated record. Gene Ontology annotation, biological process: G protein-coupled receptor signaling pathway. Gene Ontology annotation, molecular function: neuropeptide Y receptor activity. Gene Ontology annotation, cellular component: membrane. Bases 314 to 1411 code for a protein of 365 amino acids. The transcript is spliced from 2 exons. NCBI's taxonomy places the organism in Eukaryota, Metazoa, Chordata, Actinopteri, Cypriniformes, Leuciscidae.
CACACACACACUGCCCGCAUGCAGAAGCACUCAUGCACCUAAAGUUCACCAGCUACAUCUGAUCUCGGGGUGCUUUGCUUGAAAAAAGAAAAGUGCAUGUGUUUUUGCUCCGUCCGCGGAUAUGCAUUGAGUGUGCUGUGCAUCGGGGUUGUUUGCGAGGAUGAAGCGGAUCCUGAAGGUUCAGUAGCGUGAAGCUGUCGCGCGCGGAGGAGAUGCGUGAACUUCCCCGCGUAUGAACUAUCAUCAUCACAAUCCCGGCUAUUACAGGGCUGAUGUCUCAAACAUAAGGUUUGUGUUGUAAAUCCAGGUCAGUAUGGGCCAAUCAGAUCACGCCAAUGCAACGGAGGACACGCUCCACGAUGGAGAUGUGGGAAACGCCAGCAGCAUCAACACUUACAAACCAGCGUUUGUGGACGACAUCACCAAACACCUGGGCGUUCAGAUCUCUCUGAUCUUUGCAUAUUCACUCAUAAUCCUGCUAGGACUUGUGGGAAACACCCUCGUCAUUUACAUGAUCGUCCUGUACCGAAACAUGCGCACCGUCACCAACUACUUCAUUGCGAAUCUGGCCCUGGCGGAUCUGAUGGUGGACUCGGUGUGUUUGCCGUUCACGCUGGUUUACACGUUGCUGGACGAAUGGAAAUUCGGCGCGGUGAUGUGUCACAUGGUGCCGUACGGCCAGGCUCUCAGCGUCCACGUGUCCGUUCUCACGCUAACGGUAAUCGCCGUCGAGCGCUACCGCUGUAUCGUCUUCCACCUCGGCCAGCGCCUCAAUCGCUGCACCAGCUUCAUCAUCAUCGGCCUGACCUGGACGCUCGCCGCCGUGCUAGCCGGCCCGCUAGCGAUUUUCCGAGAGUAUCGCUACGAGGAAAUCCCAUACAUUGAUUUACGCAUCGCGGUUUGCUCGGAGAAAUGGCCUAGCGGCACCAACGUCGUCUACAGCGUCUCCAUGCUCCUCUUGCAGUAUGUGGUCCCGUUAGCGAUCAUCAGCUAUGCUUACGUGUGCAUCUGGAUGAAGCUGAAGAACCACGUUAGCCCGUCCAGUCGCAGCGACGGCCUCGUACGCCGGAAGAAGACCACUAAGAUGCUAGCGCUAGUGGUCGUGGUCUUCGCCGUUUGCUGGCUUCCCUUCCACGUGUUUCAGCUGGCCAGCGAUCUCGACUUGAUUCUCAAGUUCAAAGAGUACAAACUCAUUUACACCCUGUUUCACAUCGUGGCGAUGUGCUCGACCUUCGUCAACCCGCUGCUCUACGGCUGGAUGAACCAGAACUACAGGAACGGCUUCCUCAUGUUCUUCCGCUGCGAACACAAGCCCGACUCCAUCUACCCCGAGGGCUCCUUCAGGACUCGCUCACUGAGAGGGAUGAUAGUGAACGGGGCCCCUGAGGGCCAGCCCGCGGCUGCUGUCUGA